ACAUACACUCUGGAGACGAGCUGCCAUAUGUCUGUCUUUCCUUUUCUUCCUAUAGAGUAUGCUUGCUUUUAUCAAUGAAAAAGGCCCUCUCAGGAAAGGAGUGUUCAGAACACCAACCCAUAUGAAAUCUGGCAGAGAACUAAAGGAGAAGCUCAAUUCCGGAAAGAAAGUGAACUGGAAUAGUGAAUCCAUCUUUGUGAUAGUGGCAGUCUUAAAGGAUUUUCUUCAAAACAUCGAAGGAAGUCUUUUCUCAUCCAGUCUGUAUGAUAGAUGGCUUGCUGUUCCUUGUCAAGGGAAGAGGGAGGAUGAGAAAAUAACUGCCACCCGGAGGCUUUUAGACCAGCUGCCAAGAGCCAAUGCUGUGCUCUUGCAGUGUCUUUUCGGGGUAUUAUACAACAUCAAGCAGCACUCUUCAUACAACGAGAUGACCGCUUUUGCCUUAUCACAGCAUAUAGCCCCGAGCCUUCUUUGUCUACCUAACCCUUGCAGCACAGAAGCAGGAAUGUACUUGAUGAAAAGGAUAUCUCUGGUAGAAUUUCUCAUUGAAAACUGCCACAAGAUAUUUGGUGAAGAUGCCACUUCCCUCCUGGGGAAGAGCUCAGUGAACGGUGGUACCAGUGAGGCUACAGUGACAACAGAACAGUCUUCUUGCAUCUCAGCCAGUGACAGUGACAGUGACAGUGAUUCAUAA
Messenger RNA from Manis pentadactyla (Chinese pangolin), 691 nucleotides. Its product is annotated as rho GTPase-activating protein 20-like. Gene Ontology annotation, biological process: signal transduction. Lineage: Eukaryota; Metazoa; Chordata; Mammalia; Pholidota; Manidae. Gene Ontology annotation, molecular function: GTPase activator activity. The coding region runs from base 59 to 691 and encodes 210 amino acids. The record is from RefSeq and is a predicted model, not a curated record. The transcript is spliced from 5 exons.